Caenorhabditis angaria is the source of this 728-nucleotide messenger RNA. The record is from the annotation of a GenBank genome assembly. NCBI's taxonomy places the organism in Eukaryota, Metazoa, Nematoda, Chromadorea, Rhabditida, Rhabditidae.
AUGCUUUCUGCACUCCGCACUGCGGGUGCAUUUACGACUAGAAGAUUUGCCGGAACCCAAGCAAUUGCCGGUAGCAGUGAAGCACCAAAGGGAAUUGCCACAACUGGAACACCAUUUUUGAAUCCAUCAUCAAAAGCUGAAUAUGCUUUAGCACGUUUGGAUGAUGUUAUGAAUUUGGCACAACGAGGAUCAAUUUGGCCACUUACUUUCGGUUUGGCUUGUUGUGCCGUUGAAAUGAUGCACUUUGCUGCUCCAAGAUAUGAUAUGGAUCGAUAUGGAGUCGUUUUCCGUGCAUCUCCAAGACAGGUAAGACUUUGAACAAAUGAACUUUCCAGCAAAACAUUAUUCCAGGCUGAUUUGAUUUUUGUUGCCGGAACCGUUACAAAUAAAAUGGCUCCAGCUCUUCGAAGAAUUUACGACCAAAUGCCAGAAGCAAAAUGGGUUAUUUCAAUGGGAUCAUGUGCAAAUGGUGGUGGUUAUUAUCACUAUGCUUAUUCAGUUCUUCGUGGAGCUGAUCGUGUUAUUCCAGUUGAUAUUUAUGUGCCUGGAUGUCCACCAACAGCUGAGGUUAGUUUAUUUUUGUUUCAAUUUCAUUAUUGUUUUUCUCAUAUAUUUUCUUUCUUCGAUUAUUUCAAACCUUUCAAUUGUAGGCGCUUCUUUAUGGUGUUCUUCAAUUGCAAAAGAAAAUCAAGCGUAAGCGCGAAGCUCAACUCUGGUACAGACGUUAA